GAGGGACCAGUACAUACCGCAGCAAUAGCUCUGGCACACGAGUCACGAGGCCAAGUCCUAUUGCCGAAAUUCUCAUGGCUGGUGGCAGUGGCGUUUUUUUACAGAUCCUUUGUUUGGAACCGCCCUGGGAUGGGGGUGGAAGGGGGGGAAACAACUCCCGACGACCCGCAAAGCUACCGAGGCCACGCGAUCCUCGACACCGACUACUCCCAGCGAGUUCUCUUCCCCGUAGAGCCCUCAUCAACCAUCGGCAUUCCUCCGGCGCAGUUAUUUCUCCUUUCUCCAGAGCCUGAUCUCCCACGGAUCCACCGCGCCAGGAGUAUCCAAGGCACUGAGCCAUCAGAGGGCACGUGGAUUUAUGAGCCACGGUUUCGCGGCUUCGUGGAAUGGAGGGCAGAAGAUGAAAGUUGGUUUGAGGCACGGUGCUCGACCGAGACGUUGCGAGAGGAUGGGAGCGGGGGUGGGAAUGAGGAAUGGCUCUCAAGAACGAUUGCGAUGCCGGCAAUACCACCAGCGGCGCAUCAGACGGGGAGGCAAAAGGCAGUGCUGGGGAUGCCACACCCGGGAAUACCGGUCAAGCUCCCCAGGGGAUCUGGGAGUGCGGCCAGUGGAGAUACUGGUACCGGCAGUCGGCUGAGAAUACCUCCGCCAGUAUCAUAUCUCAACAUCCCCGGCGGCAAUCCUAGUCCCACCGCGUUGAUCAGUCCCUUCCUGGCCAACAACCUCCCCGCCGCCUCACCCCUCCUCCACGGCAAUGGGCCGGACUUGAUCCUCAUCCUGCCACCGGACAACACCCUCGCCCGCGUCCCCUUUCCAUCAACAAACAAAGACGCAAUACUGUUCCGAGAUCUGAUGCAGACGUACACGGCGCACCGGGGACGCUGGUCGACGCUCAAGCACCUCCGGCAUAUCCGGAUUGUGACGCUGCCGAGAGCGCAUGUAGAGGUGAUGGAGUUUCCGCACCAGUCGUUACUGCGCGGGAUUAGGAAUCCGAAGAUGGCGACGAAGCGAGUGGAGGGUCUAGAGAAGGAGGUUAUCGAUAGUAUUCAGAUGCUACGUAGUGGUGGGCGGGGUGGAAGUACCGACGGACUGGCGCUCGAGCUCGUCGAGGGGUGGAGUCUGUGGAGGUUGACGGCUGCAGUGGUGGUGGUUGUAGGGCUAGCGGGGAUGACGGCGAGCGUGUGGAAGGUUUGUGGGGGUGAGGGAGGCGUGCUGGUGGGGUUGAUUCUGGGGAUUUCGGUUUUGCUGGUGGGAGCGGCGAUAACGGGCGCGUGGAUUGCGGUGAGCUGGUGAGUGAUGAGUGGUGUUGAUCCGGAGCCUUGCGAUAUGUGAAUCCCAUUUA
Molecule: messenger RNA, 1342 nt
Organism: Tricharina praecox
Lineage: Eukaryota; Fungi; Ascomycota; Pezizomycetes; Pezizales; Pyronemataceae
Exons: 2
Coding region: 130-1293 (387 amino acids)
Source: RefSeq, a predicted model, not a curated record